Molecule: messenger RNA, 3955 nt
Organism: Alosa alosa (allis shad)
Lineage: Eukaryota; Metazoa; Chordata; Actinopteri; Clupeiformes; Clupeidae
Gene: arrb1
Product: arrestin, beta 1
Exons: 16
Coding region: 909-2165 (418 amino acids)
Biological process (GO): signal transduction; G protein-coupled receptor internalization; visual perception
Molecular function (GO): G protein-coupled receptor binding
Source: RefSeq, a predicted model, not a curated record
UGGAGGGUUAGUGAGAGGCAGGCACUGCGCGUGGUUACUCAGACGGAAAGGCUCUCACAGCAGAGAGGAUAGGAGAAGAGAAGAGGGAGCAUUCCCUUUGGGAUUCCUAGGCAUCAGCUGCCUGCUCCGACCUGGAUCAUCCGUCCUGAAGAAAAUCGCCACGGCUCAUCCAAGAGACUUUUCUAGCCCACAACACAUCUGGCUGUUCAGGAGACUGAGACUCAGGAUCACCUGCCUGUCUGUGGUGGAUCCUCUCUAUCCCCCCCUCUCCUCUUCUUUAUCUCUAUCUCCUUCCCUCGAUCACUCCCUUCAUUUUUUUGCGGGUGUGAGAGGUGGUUGGUUGGUCAGUGCAUCGUCGUGGGAGAUGUUCUUCUGAUCACGUCCGGCGGCGGUAGCAGCAGCAGGACCGAGUGAGAGAGAGCCGUGCAGCGCUGCGCUGGGCGCCUCACGAGGCGGGAAGAGUCAGCCAGCGCCGUGACAGAGAGAUCCUCUUGCUCUCCCCUCUCUCUCUCCCUCUCUCUCUCUUUCCCUUUCUCUCUCCCACUCGUUUUCUCUGCUUCUCUCAGCCACACUCCCAACAUUCAGCACUGCACAGCCUGUCUGCCAGUUCGCAUCAGCGUGCUGCUCUCUCUGUCUCUCUCUCUCUCUCUCUCUCUCUCUCUCUUACUCUUUUACUCUCUGGCGUUUUCUGCUCUGGUGUUUUCUUUCUUUCUUUGCUCUGCCUAGUCUGUUUUUCUCUCUUUCCCUCCCUCCUCUCACUGCUCAUCUGUUCUCUCUCUCUCUAUCUCUAUCUCUCUCUCUCGUUCUGCUCUUCCCCCUCUAGCUGUGUGAGUGAUAAACGCCUCUCAGGCUCUCUCUCUCACACACACACACACACACACGGCACAUCAACAAGACAGAUCUUCGCGAUGGGAGAUAAAGGCACACGGGUGUUCAAGAAAGCAAGUCCCAAUGGCAAGCUCACAGUCUACCUUGGGAAGAGAGACUUUGUUGACCAUGUGGACCUUGUGGAGCCAGUCGAUGGUGUUGUUCUAAUCGAUCCAGAGUAUUUAAAGGAGAGGAAAGUGUUUGUAACGCUGACGUGUGCCUUCCGCUAUGGCCGCGAGGAUCUGGACGUUCUGGGCCUGACGUUCCGUAAGGACCUCUUCGUGGCCAACAUCCAAGCGUUCCCGCCGGUGGCCGAGGAGAAGAAAAGUCUCACACGCCUGCAGGAGCGCCUCAUCAAGAAGCUUGGGGAGCAUGCGUACCCUUUCACCUUCGAGAUUCCUCCCAACCUGCCUUGCUCCGUCACCCUGCAGCCAGGCCCCGAGGACACAGGAAAGGCCUGUGGGGUGGACUUUGAAGUCAAAGCCUUCUGUGCAGAGAACGUUGAGGAAAAAAUCCACAAAAGGAACUCUGUGCGCCUCGUUAUCAGGAAGGUCCAGUACGCCCCGGAGAAGCCAGGUCCACAGCCCAUGGCCGAGACAACGCGGCAGUUCCUCAUGUCCGACAAGCCUCUUCACCUGGAGGCCUCUCUGGAUAAGGAGAUUUAUUACCAUGGCGAGCCCAUUAGUGUCAAUGUUCAUGUCACCAACAACACUAACAAGACAGUAAAGAAGAUGAAGAUUUCAGUACGUCAGUAUGCAGAUAUAUGCCUGUUCAACACUGCCCAGUACAAGUGCCCAGUUGCAACAGAAGAGUCAGAUGACAUAGUUGCCCCAAGUGCCACGUUCUGUAAGGUCUACACCCUCACCCCCUUCCUGGCCAAUAACCGGGAGAAGAGAGGCCUGGCGCUGGACGGCAAGCUAAAGCACGAGGACACAAACCUGGCCUCCAGCACGCUGUUAAGAGAAGGGGCCAACAAGGAGAUCCUGGGUAUCAUUGUCUCCUACAAGGUCAAAGUGAAGCUGGUGGUGUCUAGAGGCGGUCUUCUGGGAGAUCUCGCCUCAAGUGAUGUUGCUGUGGAGCUGCCUUUCACGUUAAUGCAUCCAAAACCGAUUGAGGAAUCUUCAUACAGAGAUGCUCCCGAGAGCGACGCGCCCAUCGACACCAACCUGAUUGAAUUCGACACAAACGACGAUGACAUCAUCUUCGAGGACUUUGCGCGGCAGCGGCUCAUUGGGGUGAAAGACGACAAGGAGGAAGAAGACGAGGGAACAGACUCGCCCCGGCUGAACGACAGAUAAGCGCCGAGCGUGGCGGCGUGUUGCGGCUCUUCUCCUGAGGCGGUGGUGUUGCUUUUCCCCAGGCUUUAUCGACAGCCCCAUCGGCUAUAUGAACCUGGAGCUAGGAAGACCCUUUUUCGAUGAAACAGAGAGAGAGAAGGAGAGAGGGAGAGGAAAAACAAACAAACACACACACACACUCAGUGGUGCCGCCGCCGUGUUUCUUGUUCACAUUCGUCUUUCCAUACAGCCGGGACAAGUGUUAGAAAACUAAACCUCUACAUGUUAGGUGCUUGUGUGACCUAGUCAUCAGUGUUGGCAGAAGUAAGGGAGAUAGAGAGAAAGAAAGAGAGAGGGAGAGAGAGAGAGAGAGAUAGAUAGAGAAAGAUUUCUGUGCAUAGGCUACUUUAGGGCCACUUUCUGGGCACCUAGGAUUUCCUAUAAAGUUCACUCAAACUGAGGUUGAGCAUUUGUCACCGUGGCUAAAUCUAGCUUUGGCUAAAUCUAGCUUGAGUGAAAGCAUGCCUUGAAAUAAACAUCACUUUGUAAUACAAGUUUUUUUUUAUGUUUUGUUAGGUUUGUUUUGGUUUGUUUUUUGUUGCAUUUUUUGUAUUAGUAGGAAUGAGCAAAUACACAACUCGGUAUUGAUAAUAUAUUUACUGUAUCAUAUAUGUACUUCUCUUUCCGUAUGUAACUGGGAUCGUUAUCACCAUGACUACUGCCAAAUUCAGUAUGAGCUGCCGAAUGCACCUUCCAUCAGGGAAAACUCCUAUGUGUACAAAUGUAGGGGGUAAGGGGAGAAUUUGGAGAAUUAUUUACUUGUAAACAUAUAGAUAUAUAUAAAUAAGACAAGACAUGUUGGUAGUAACUGUUUGAUAAUCCAGAGAGAGAUGUUGUUUUGAGACUGUUCUAUACCCUGCUUUGUGGAAAAACCUUUCCAGUAGUAGCACUGAUAUGCAGAAAUGGCAUAAAUCCUGUAUUCACAUCAUAAACACAUAAAGUACAAUCAGAAUGUCAUGUCUCCUUUGCCAAACUACCAUCCAGUGUCACUUUAUUUAAAAAUACAAAAACAAGAGUAAAAGAAAAACUUAAUAUACAUAUGAACACCAUCCAUUUCUGAAACACCUGAUUCAUAUGGACAUAAAAUGGCCAAAUAUGUAAUCAGACAGAAGUAGUUUUACCUCUAUAUAGCUUUUCUAAAAAAGCAAGAGAAAUCCUGUCUCCAGCGUGGUGGUUUUGUUCCCAAUCCUCCAGGCUAACCCUGCGUCGUAGAGAGAGGAAAGAGCCUUACGAAACACUGAAAUGAAACUAUAUAUUAUACCUACAAAGAAAAGAGGUGGCCUUGUUAUCUUGCAUGAGACGUCAAUACUUUGUAUGUUUUUUGUGAAUGGGAUUCAUGCUUUUCCGAUAUCACUUUUUAAUUUUUUUUGUAAAAGUUUUACUACCAUAGUACAAAAUGGUAGUCUAAUCAUGAUUAGAUAUUCCGACGUAUCACCAGGUUAUUUGGACAUGCUGCUCUGGUCGAAAAUUCUCCUGCUCCCUUUUGUUCACUGUGUUAAAGUCAUAUUGACUGUGAGUCAUUCCAACCAUUCAAAAUGAAUUUAAAUAAUAGAUUAUGACAUUAUGAGAGGGGCUAUUGAGUAUUUAUUGACAAAUUAAUAUUAUUGACCAUUACACUGACAUUAUUAUUAUUAUUAUUAUUAUUAUUAUUAUUAUUAUUAUUAUUAUUAUUAUCUAUACAAGUUUCAGGUGAGGGUGUAAAAGAUAUUAUGUUCAGCUGUAUCUUUAUUAAUAAAAAUGUGUCUAUCCUG